AUGAAUCAGGAUCGCGUAGAAGGUGAAAAGGUUCAGCAAGAAAAUAUGGGCGAGAACGCCGUGCAAGAUGUUGAGGCACAGAAAGGAAAUACACAAGAGAAAAAGGUGAAAGUGGAUGACGUCCCCGUUGAAGAGACGGACGAAAAUCCUAGGAACUGGCCAAGUCGACGAAAGUGGAUAAACUUGAUUUUGGCUUCACUGCUUGGCUUCGUUUCGCCUAUGGCCUCGACCAUUAUUGCCCCUGGUUUGGGCGACAUCGGUCAAGAGUUCAAGAUUACCAGCUCCAUUCUACUCUCCUUCUCCAUGUCUAUUUACAUGCUAGGGUAUGCCAUUGGACAAUUGAUCUUCAAUCCAUUGACUGAGGUUGUGGGCCGUCUUUUUGUACAGCAUUUAAGCACUAUUCUUUUUGUUGUUUUUAAUGUGGCGUGCGCUGUCUCUCCGAACGGCGCUUGCUUUAUUGUUAUGCGUUUACUUACUGGCCUGUUUGGUUCAGGCCUCUUGAGUCUCGGCGCUGCCAACAUUGCGGACAUGUUCGAACCUAAAGAUCGUGGCCGUGCCAUGUCAGUUUUUGCUAUGGGCGUCAACCUGGGCCCCGUGAUUGGACCUAUUAUCGCCGGUUUCAUGGUGGACAGCAUUGGUUUCCGAUGGGUACUUUGGCUCAUGGUAAUCCUUGGUGGAUUCCUGCUAGCUGUUUGUGUGGUUUUUCUGCGUGAGACGUACUUACCCAUCAUCAAGUUGCGUCAUAAAAGCCGAAAGUCGUUCAAAAACCCUAUUCUUCGUGCUGCUGCCCUGCGAUUCUAUCCUCAUGCGAUUCGUAUCCCCCCGUCUCAAUUGGUUUUCCAAUAUCUCUUCCGUCCAUUGCACAUGCUAUUUACAAGUCCCAUCUGCGCCAUCCUCUCUCUGGAGCUUGGCCUUGUGUACGGCUACCUGUAUCUUCUCAUGACCUCGGUGGCCCGUACCUACAAUACGGCCUACAAUCAGUCAAACUCGAUUGCAGGUCUUCACUACAUUGCCUUCGCUAUCGGUACGGUGGCCGGUCUCUUGACGACAGGCGCGCUAGCUGACCGGAUUUACAAGAAGCUCACCAAAAAGUAUGGCAAGCGAGAGAUCGGCCCUGAUGGCAAAGAGUCGCAACCUAAAGGUGUGCCGGAAUACCGUUUGCCUCUGUUAGUUCCCAGCACCCUUUGUGCACCGAUUGGCUUGUUCCUGUUUGGUUGGCCGGCACAGUACCAUGUGCAUUGGAUCGUGCCUGACAUUGGUUUGGUCUUCUUUGGCUUUGCUUUCAUGGCCACUUUCAUUGUGAUUCAAGUGUAUACUCUGGAUGCGUUCAAGUUCUCUGCCUCGGCGAUUGGUGCGACCAAUCUGGUGCGUUGCCUCUUCGGUGCAUUCCUUCCACUUGCGGCUUCAUCGCUGUUCGACAAUUUGGGUCUCGGGUGGGGAAGCUCUACGUUAGCCUUCAUUUCUAUUGCACUAGGUAUUCCUGCACCAUUUAUCCUGUGGGUGUAUGGUCCCAAACUACGUGCUAUGGACAGCCCUACGGUUACAAACAACUAG
Malassezia pachydermatis is the source of this 1554-nucleotide messenger RNA. Its product is annotated as mfs multidrug. The coding region runs from base 1 to 1554 and encodes 517 amino acids. The transcript has a single exon. Lineage: Eukaryota; Fungi; Basidiomycota; Malasseziomycetes; Malasseziales; Malasseziaceae. Gene Ontology annotation, biological process: transmembrane transport. Gene Ontology annotation, molecular function: transmembrane transporter activity. The record is from RefSeq and is a predicted model, not a curated record.